AUGUCGAGUAUAGAAGAGAGGGUCAAAGAUUUAGAGGCAUUAAUUGAGAAGCAGUCAAAAAUCAUUGCUACAACUGGUCAAAAAUUGAUAGAGAUUCAAAUCAAUGAUGUUAAGUCAAGAAUGUCACUGAUGGAUUCAAAUCCAAAAAGUACAUCUCAAAUAGACACUGAAGAUUAUGUCACUAAUGAAGACGUGGUUCAACUAGUUACCGAACUUCAGUCCCAGUUAGACUUUUUAGAGGAUAGAACUAUACGUCGAACUUAUAACACAUCAGUCAUCAAUGACGAAGAAAAAAUUGCUCCGUUGAGUAAUAAGGACGGGGACUUUCCAACUUUCCCAAUUCCUCAAACAUUGGGAGAAUUUAAAUCAUUGGCAAAACGGGAUACUUUGAGAUUGGGGUUAUUCUAUGAGAUAAUAUUGCCAAACGAAGAAGAGAUAAAACAUACUCUUGAACAUGGAAGCAAUAGCAAGAAUGGCAUAAUCGACCUCGCUACGAAUAAAGAUAUCUCUCAGUUAGAAUCACAAUUCGACAAGGAGCAAGUGAGUGAAAUUUACGAUGAGUUGGCUAGGUAUUUUGGCAUUAAACAUAGAAGGCGAAGUGAUGGAUGGUAA
Molecule: messenger RNA, 612 nt
Organism: Lodderomyces oxycetoniae
Lineage: Eukaryota; Fungi; Ascomycota; Pichiomycetes; Serinales; Debaryomycetaceae
Gene: MRP8
Product: Mrp8p
Exons: 1
Coding region: 1-612 (203 amino acids)
Source: RefSeq, a predicted model, not a curated record